AUGUCUUCGGAGAUAUUUCGUUCGCAGUACUCCUCCAGCAAGCUCGUGUACUCGUGCCGGAUGCACGAACCAAUGGUCAGGCACUGGUCCUGCAGCAGCAGCAGCAGCAGCAGCAGCAGCAGUUGCGCAGCAGCAGCAGCAGCAGCAGCUGCCGCCGCCCGCGCCCACGCGACGCGGCGGCAGCGGCGACGCCACCAGCUCAAGCAGCAGCAGCGCGAGCGCUUGGAACGCCAGCAGCAGCGCACACAGCAGCAGCAGCAGCAGCAGCACAAGCAGCAGCAGCAGCAGCAGCAGCAGCAGCAGCAGCAGCAGCAGCACCUGGUCGAAGUACUUCUGAAGGCGCUUGUCGUAUUUGCCCCGAAUGGCACUUUUAAUAACUUCCACAAAAUCCGUUAUGGCCGUCCACAGCAGCUGCGCGCGGUCGCGGGACUCCAGAGGCACUCCCUGCAGCAGCAGCAGCAGCAGCAGCAGCAGCAACAGCAGCAGCAGCAGCAACUGGUUAAUUAUUAUUCGUUUGAUGGCCCCGCGCAGCCAGAGCCGAGGGCGAAAAGCCCAGAGCGCCAGCAGCAAAAAGCCCCAAAGCUUUCUAUUAAAAGAACCCUUAACGCUCCAAAGCUGCCGCUGCUGCUGCUGCCGCUGCUGCUGCUGCUGCUGCUGCUGCUGCUGCUGCUGCUGCGGGCGUCCCACCUCGCCGAGCUCCUGGAUGCGGGUCUGGACAGUCCUGGCCUUGGUUUGGAUUUCUUUUCGGAUUUCGGGAAGAACAUGUUUGAUGUGGAGAAAAAGAACUCUUGUGAGUUUUUCCACCAAAGAAGGAAUGCCCCAGUACUGCUGCCCCAUGUGUCCAUACACCCCGUGGCUCUUGAAGUACUGCCGCUCUUCUUCCAGACACCGCUGCACACUUUUCCCCGCCUUUAUGUCCGCCUGCGAGCGGUUCUUCACGCCUGCAGCAGCAGCAGCAGCAGCAGCAGCAGCAGCAGCGAGAGCGGCUGUCAGCAGCAGCAGCAGCAGCAGCAGCGGCAAGAGCAGCACUGCAGCGGCAGCAGUAGCAGCGCGGCAGCAGCAGCAACCCUGCAGCUGCAGCAAGCGGCAAGAGCAGCACUGCAGCGGCAGCAGUAG
Messenger RNA from Eimeria necatrix, 1116 nucleotides. RefSeq lists its product as hypothetical. The record is from RefSeq and is a predicted model, not a curated record. The transcript has a single exon. Bases 1 to 1116 code for a protein of 371 amino acids. Lineage: Eukaryota; Apicomplexa; Conoidasida; Eucoccidiorida; Eimeriidae.